GGAUCCGAACCUAGGUUAUACGGCAUCAAGUGCGCCAAAUGCAACAUUGGGUUCAGCAAGAACGACUUCGUGAUGCGCGCCCGCUCCAAAGUCUACCACAUCGAGUGCUUUCGCUGCGUGGCCUGCAGCCGCCAGCUGAUUCCCGGGGACGAGUUCGCGCUGCGGGAGGACGGCCUCUUUUGCCGAGCGGACCACGACGUGGUGGAAAGAGCCAGCCUCGGCGCCGGAGACCCCCUCAGCCCCUUGCACCCCGCCAGGCCGCUCCAGAUGGCAGCAGAACCUAUCUCUGCCAGGCAGCCGGCUCUCCGGCCCCACGUCCAUAAGCAGCCGGAAAAAACGACCCGUGUCCGGACUGUCCUUAACGAAAAGCAGCUCCACACUUUGAGGACCUGUUACGCCGCCAAUCCCCGGCCGGACGCCCUCAUGAAGGAACAGCUGGUGGAAAUGACCGGUCUCAGCCCCAGAGUGAUCCGAGUCUGGUUUCAAAAUAAGCGUUGCAAGGAUAAGAAACGGAGCAUCAUGAUGAAGCAGCUGCAGCAGCAGCAGCCCAACGACAAGACGAACAUCCAGGGGAUGACGGGCACCCCCAUGGUGGCAGCCAGUCCAGAGAGACAUGACGGUGGCUUGCAGGUGAAUCCGGUGGAGGUGCAGAGUUACCAGCCGCCCUGGAAAGUCCUCAGCGAUUUCGCCUUGCAGAGUGACAUAGAUCAACCGGCUUUUCAACAACUCGUUAAUUUUUCAGAAGGAGGCCCAGGUUCCAAUUCCACUGGAAGUGAGGUAGCAUCAAUGUCCUCCCAACUCCCGGAUACACCUAACAGCAUGGUAGCCAGUCCAAUUGAGGCAUGAGGAACUUCCUUUCGCUGUUGUGGGCAUUGAAACCUUUCGCCCCCUGCUGGAGAGAGUGGGAAAGCUGUCACGUUUGGGGACUCAAGACAAAAAUGUAGAAAAAGGAAGGAAGGAAGGAAAAACAAAAAGUAUUUAAGACAACUUUGUUCAUGAACCUAAAGCCAAGAAAACUCGGUGAACUGUCUGGGGAGCCUUGUUCAGUUUUUGUUUGUUUGUUUUGCAAUGAUAAGGUAGCAACACUGUGAAGACAAUCAUGGGAUCUAAUAAUACUCCAAGAACAAAUGAAAAUGUUGUUCACAUCAUGAUGAUGAUGAUGAUGAUGAUGACGAUGACGAUGACGACGGCAGUAUAUCCACGCAAAAGAAUCCUAGGCGGAUCAAGGAAAACCAGAAAAAGAUGUUUUGAGAAACAAGAGAGGAUUUUUUUUUACCCACGAGGAUCUCCUAUUUUUGCCCCAAUUGG
Thamnophis sirtalis is the source of this 1308-nucleotide messenger RNA. NCBI's taxonomy places the organism in Eukaryota, Metazoa, Chordata, Lepidosauria, Squamata, Natricidae. The record is from RefSeq and is a predicted model, not a curated record.